Messenger RNA from Stegastes partitus (bicolor damselfish), 2179 nucleotides. RefSeq names its product translation machinery associated 16 homolog (gene tma16). The transcript is spliced from 7 exons. Lineage: Eukaryota; Metazoa; Chordata; Actinopteri; Pomacentridae. Gene Ontology annotation, cellular component: nucleus. The record is from RefSeq and is a predicted model, not a curated record. Bases 95 to 706 code for a protein of 203 amino acids.
GCAACACUGUCGGACAUAAUUCGAUGACGGACCUCUUCGACUUCCUGUCCGGUUGUCAACAGAGGAGACCCACGCGUGUUUUCAGUCAGUCAAGAUGCCGAAGACUCAGAAAGGAAAAGCUGCGGAGAAAGUGGUUCAUCCGUACAGCAGGAAGGCUGCGUAUCUGGCCCGAGAAGAGAUCAGACUGAAGAAGAAGGACAGGCAGAAGACUGAGAAAGCAACGCGGUUGAACAACACCGGUGAGAGGCUGCUGUGGUUUCAGGGUCAGUUGGAUCCAACGAAGACGACUUACACAAGAAAAGAUGCCUGUGACAUUAUUGAAAGGUACCUCCACAGAUUUGAUUCAGAACUUGAGCAGAUUGAGCUCGUGAAUGGGAUCAAAGGUCGGCAGGGUCGUCUCCACGGCGCCAGAGAGGCCGUCAUCAAACAGACCAUUGAGCGAGAGCGGGUGCAGUACGAGGGCGUCGGAUUCGAGAUCCCAGACAUCCUGAACGCAAAGCAUCUGAAAACAUUCAGAGAGUGGACUGGAGAUUUGAAGAAACUCCCAAAUAUUAAACUGCGGAAGGUGUCUAACAAAGGUCUGGACACGAAGAAUGAGGAAGAAGAGAAACACGAGGCAGAAGACGAUCUCGAGGACGAUGAGGAUGACGACGAUGUGGAUGAUGAGCAGGUGGAUGAGAUGGUGCUGAUGUCAGACUCCCACUGAGACUUUUUGUGUGGAUCUGGAUGUGAGACUGACCUUAAACAAAGACUUCCAUAGAGAAAGGAAUGUUUGUGUGAGAAGAUGCUGCUACUCCACUUCUGUCCACAAGAUGGCGCUAAACCCUCCGAUGGAAAAGUAAAAUGUUCUCAAACUCACCUCCUUUUUACAUUUUGUUGCUUAGUAACAUCACAGCAGCCUUCAGAGGGGUUCUACAUUCAUGGUUUAUUGCACAAACAAAUAUGUGUUGUAUGUAACCUGAAUGCUCCGUUGUAUCCAAUCAGAUAGAAAAAAGGUUUUGGACAAAGAUGUUGCGGUGGAUUUAAGACACAGAGGAAGCUGUAUUUUCCGUGAUGUGCCGGGGACACUGGUAAAAAAAAAAACCCAAAUUAAACCAGUAUAAAAGUGGACAAGUGUAAACAACAGUCGCCUUUAGCAGAUUGACACAGUGUGCCAGUUCAAAUUGAAACGCUUUUAUGAUGUAAUGUAAAAACAUGAAGGGAUGGCAACACCGAAAGCUCUAGUUACAUCACUGUUUGAAUAACGGACCUCCAGAGCAGGACCACAUAAAGCUGCAAACUGUCAGAACAAAACAUCAUUAACACCGGGGCUACUUGAGAGUUUCUAUUUGAACAAAUAUCCUAAACUCUCUGAUGAUAAUAAAUAACUUUUUCAAAAUAUCACAUUGUUAGAUUUCAGACUCAGCUAAAUAUUUUUUUAGUUCAAAUAAUUUUUUCUCUAAUAAUAACAUCUGACUCUUUGGUGUCUGAAGACCUGAUUGUCCAGAAGGAGAGUUAAGGCCUCAGUAUGCUUCAAUCAAAGUGCUUGUCAGAUCGUCUUAGCAGCAGCAUCUGAAAUUUGGGCUACUUUGUGUAGCAAUUGGUUCAGUGUGCAAAGGUGUGAAAAAUUCUCCCAUUUUUCACUUUUCUUGUCCUGUCUCGAUCGGGAUGCUCUUGUAAAGCAGUUUGGUAAUCCCACUGAGACUUUUCCUGGUUAAAUAAAGGUUAAUAAAUGCAUUUUUUAAAAAUAAAGUGCAGCCACAUAAAUGCUUUUCAGUAGUGACUGUGCAUCCAUUACAGCACAGCACAAGAUGCACUUCCAGAUGUCUGCAUCUUUAGUUUCAAGUGUAUCCUCUUUAACCUUUCAACAAACAAUAUCUUGCUUCUUAGAAAACACACUUGAACACGAAAAUAAGAGAGGGGUGGAGUGCAACAGCUAAGUUAACCGUAAAGUGAAGUAGUUUAAUUGGUCCUUAUUUCAUAAUGGAAAAAACAAAGAACGCAACACAACAGCAGAUUUUAACAAACUGCUGAAAUCUGACCGACUCCACUGAAUACGUGAAGCUCAUAAAUAUCCAGAAUGUUUGAUCCGAGGGGAUUCGCUUUACGCCCUAACAGAACCUUUGUUGCUAAUUCCCCACAUCUCCUACUGCUAUUGUUGCUAUCGUAGACAACUAAAUAAAGUGUGUGGUUAUCACAG